This is a messenger RNA of Pyricularia grisea, 1008 nucleotides long. RefSeq lists its product as uncharacterized. The record is from RefSeq and is a predicted model, not a curated record. Bases 1 to 1008 code for a protein of 335 amino acids. Gene Ontology annotation, biological process: dephosphorylation. Lineage: Eukaryota; Fungi; Ascomycota; Sordariomycetes; Magnaporthales; Pyriculariaceae. Gene Ontology annotation, molecular function: phosphoprotein phosphatase activity. The transcript has 3 exons.
AUGACUGCAUCAUCUCCCCCAGCGCCCGAACCUACCGCCGCUGCCGGCCCUCCAGCCGAGCUGACCCCGCCCUUUCACCACAUCCCAGGCCUGCCAAAUUUUAGAGACAUUGGAGGUUACGCCACAGCAGCAGCAGCAGCAGCAGCAGCAGACAGCUCAACCGAUCAACAACAGCAGAACGGGCAGAAUGGGCAAAAGCUCUUCAGAAGGAACCUGGUCUUCCGAGCGUCAGAGCCGUCCAAGCUGACCGAUGAGGGCGUAGCAAAGCUGCAGAACCUGGGCAUCACGCACGUGUUCGACCUGCGCUCUGCUGACGAGGUGAAGCCCCGCGAGGGCUGGGUCGGCUCCAAGAUCAGGGAGUGGGAUGGCGCCCAGAGGGUGUUUGCGCCAGUCUUUACUGAUGAGGAUUACAGCCCAGAGGCCAUUGCUAGGAGGUGGGGCCAGUUUAGUGAGGGGGACACGGGCUUCGUCCUCGCCUACGAGCGCAUCCUAGAGGUAGGCGCCCAUGCGGACCACCCCUACGCGCCCUUCCGCAGCAUCCUCGCCCACCUAGCCAGCGAGGAGGAGCCGACGCCAAUCCUGGUCCACUGCAGCGCGGGCAAGGACCGGACGGGCGUCAUUUGCGCGCUGCUGCUCAGCCUGGCGGGCGUAGAGGACGAGGUCGUCGCGCACGAGUACAACCUGACCGAGAUCGGGCUGGGCCACCGCAAGCAGGAGUUUGUUGAGGCCCUCGUCAAGGGCGGGCCCCUCAAGGGUCAGAGGGACAAGGCCGAGAGGAUGGUCAGCGCGCGAAAAGAAGCCAUGCGCGCUACCUUGACCAUGCUGCGUGCAAAGUACGGUUCCGUCGAGCGUUAUGCUACCGAGUGCUGCGGCAUGUCGACUGAGGCGCUCCAGCGGCUGCGGAAGAACAUCCUUGUGGAUGUCGGGAGCAGCGGCGAGCAGCCACUCGACUGGAGGAAGCAUGCAGAGUAUGUGGCGUCUUUACCUGGAAACACCGAGGCCCAAUGA